AUGGGGCUAACAACCCCAUCCUGUAAAAAACAAAUUGUUACGAGGUCUCAAGAAGAUAAAUACCCGGACAAUCUCUGUAGACGACUUGGAAAACGGCGUAAGGACAUGAUUAUCGGAACCUGGAACAUUCGAACUCUAUAUAAAAAUAAAGGGUUACAACUACUAACUGACGAAGUGGAUAGAUAUUCUAUUGACUUACUGGCCAUGCAGGAGAUGAGAUGGACUGGUGAUGGCAUCAUAGAAAAAAGGAAACAUACUAUAUUCUACAGCUGCGAUAUCAAAAAGCACGUCUUUGGAACUGGUUUUAUUGUGGGAAAGCGCAUUAAGCACUUGAUUACUGACUUUGUGGCCAAAUCCCCUAGACUGUGCAAAAUUAGGCUGAGCGGUGCUAUAUUUAAUUAUAGCCUAAUAAAUGUUCACGGACCAACAGAAGAUAAAGAUGAUGAUGAAAAAGAAGCCUUCUAUGAGGAACUUGACGACCUGUACUAUUCCUGCCCAAGAAAUGAUGUCAAGAUUAUACUCGGGGAUUUUAAUGCGAAAAUCGGCAAGGAGCAUGAAUUUAGACCUACAAUCGGAGGACACAGUCUUCAUGGCGACUCAAACGACAAUGGACAAAGGGUUGUCAGCUUUGCCGCCGAACAUAAUAUGGUGGUAUCUAGCACCCUCUUCCCACACAAGAGAAUACAUAAAAUGACAUGGAAAUCCCCAGAUGAAGAAACAUUCAAUCAAAUUGACCACCUUCUGAUUGAUAGUAGACACAUGUCAGAUGUCCUAGAUGUCCGCUCAUACCGUGGAGCGUGCUUUGAUUCUGAUCAUUACCUAGUCAAAGCCAAAUUAAGGGCUAGAAUCUCCAAUGCACGUAAAUCUAAUGGUAAACGACUUGAAAAGCUCAACUGUGAUAAAUUUAAGGAGGCGGAGAUCAAACACACAUAUCAAUCCCGGCUAUCAGACGCUCUUAGAAAUAAGAACAUCUACUGCAUUGAAGACAUUGAUGAAAAAUGGAGCGUGUUCUCUAAUACUGUUGUUGAAACAGGCAAAACUGUUGUGGGUAACGUUGGGAAAGCAGAGAGAGUGGAUUGGUUUGACGCUGAAUGCCACGUAGUUACCCAAAAAAAGAUUGAUUCAUACCAAAAAAUGCUUAGUAGAAAGCACUCAAGACUCUCCGUAGAAGAGUACAGGGCCGCUAGAAAAGAAGAAAAGAGAGUCCAUCGGACCAAGAAAAGGAAAUUCCACGAGGAUCUACUGCGAGAUGUUGAACAUCUCAAAAGAUCAAAUGAAAGCAGAGCUUUCUAUCGUGAGAUCAACCUUGGUCGCAGAGAUUUUAAACCUAGAACAGCUCUCUGCAGAAAUAAAAACAGGGAAAUACUGAGUGACAAAUCUAAGAUAAUGGAAAGGUGGAAAGAACACUUUCAUGACCUACUGAACAUUGAUCACCCACCAAGUGCUUCCAACUUCUCUCAAAAUACCAAUCAAGAAAUGAUCGAUCCACCAUCACUUGCUGAAGUUGUGGAAGCAAUAAAAAAGUUAAAAAACCAUAAGGCCCCUGGCCCAGAUACCAUUCCACCAGAAUUACUAAAAAAUGCUGGAGAAGAUGCAAUUAAAGACAUCCACCACAUUAUGCUAUCAGUGUGGGAGACUGAAAUACUUCCCCAAGAGUGGAAGCUCAGCACUGUCUGUCCCAUUCAUAAAAAAGGAGAUGUCCUCGACUGCUCUAACUAUAGAGGUAUUAGCCUCCUUUGUACUACCUAUAAGAUCUUCUCUAAUAUUCUCUUCACCAGACUAUCUUUAUAUGCCGAAAACAUCAUAGGGGAUUACCAGUGUGGAUUUCGCAGGGAUCGUUCCACAAUUGAACAAAUAUAUAACCUCCGGCAUAUUCUUGAAAAGACUAAGGAAUUCCAAAUCAAUACACAUCACCUUUUCAUUGAUUUCAAAACAGCGUAUGAUAGCAUUAAUAGAGAACUGCUUAUCGACGCUCUGAGACAUUUUAACAUUCCUGAAAAACUUGUGAAACUAAUAUCCCUUACAUUAAAUGACACCAAAUUGAAAGUCAAAAUACAGGGAAACUUAUCUGAACCUGUUGAAAUAAAAAAUGGCAUAAGACAGGGCGACGCAUUAGCAUGCCUUCUUUUCAAUCUUGCUCUUGAGAAAGUAGUAAGAGAUUCAGGAAUUAACACUAGAGGAACUAUUUUCUCAAAAUCUGUUCAAAUUAUGGCCUAUGCUGAUGAUAUUGAUAUCAUAGCAAGAACCCCUAAAGACCUAAAGCAGGCAUUCCUGGACCUGGAAAGAGAGGCCAAAAAAAUGCACCUCUCAAUUAAUCAGAGUAAGACAAAGUAUAUGCAAUGUAUCAACUAUACCGAUACCUCCACGCACAUCGAGAUUGGAGAGUAUAAAUUUGAAAAGGUGAGCUCUUUCACCUACCUUGGCUCUGAAAUCAACUCCGAAAACUCAAUUUCCACAGAAGUAAGGAAGAGAGUAACUGCAGCCAACAAGUGCUUUUAUGGCAUAAGAAAAUUCCUUAAAUCUGACAACAUUAAAAGAGACACCAAGUUGCUAAUAUAUAAAAGCCUAAUAAGAUCAGUUCUCACUUACGCAUCUGAAACCUGGACCUUGUCCCAAGCUGAUGAGAGGACCAUCGCUGCUUUCGAGAGGAAGAUACUCCGGUCCAUUUUUGGUGGUGUGUGUGACAAGGGAGUGUGGAGAAGGAGAACUAACUCUGAACUCUACAGGAUAUUCAGAGAACCGGACAUUCUGAAGUACCAUAAGAUUCAGCGCAUGAAAUGGGCCGGACACAUUGUAAGAAUGAAUGAUGACAGAACAACUAAAAGAAUCUUUUUGGCAAGGCCAACUGGAGCUAGAAAGAGAGGCAGACCCCGACUGAGAUGGGCGGAUUGCCUCCAAAGGGACUUUGCCACAAUCAAGGUCAGAGACUGGAAAGCCGUGGCAUGCAGAAGAAAGGACUGGUGCAGUCUUCUUGAGAAAGCCAGGGUCCACCGAGGACUGUCGAGCUACUGA
This is a messenger RNA of Parasteatoda tepidariorum (common house spider), 3012 nucleotides long. NCBI's taxonomy places the organism in Eukaryota, Metazoa, Arthropoda, Arachnida, Araneae, Theridiidae. The record is from RefSeq and is a predicted model, not a curated record.